GCAAUCUUUGUUGAGCAACAAUGUCGCAGGGGAUUUUGUGCCUCGUUAUUCUGCUGUUUGCCGAUGCAUAUAUGCUUUUGUUAAUAAAGCCGUACGAUGCCCGUUGGAUAUCCUUCAUCUCGCUGGGCGAUGUGAAUGUCCUACUGAAUGUCAGCAAAAUUCGUUUCAUUGGACGAGAGCGCAAGAUGAAUGGAUCACUCACCAUACUGGAAAGCAUGGACGAUGAACAGUAUUCGUUCUACGCUGAGGCAUACAUCGAUACAGCGGGCACUGGCACCUACAAGAAGCUGCCCUACACCAUGCCCAUGACGCCCGCCUGCAAGGGCUUCAAGAUGUAUCUGCCCUACUUUGCGGACAGUGCCAAGGUCGGUGUGAACAUCGAUUUCCCCGUUGACAAUCCGCCAUGUCCCCUGCCAAAGGGAAAAUUUUAUCUGAAGGACAUUCUUCUGAACACAUCCAAGUGGCCUUCCCUGAUGCCACGCGGUUACAUGAAGGGCAUUGCGUACUUCUUCAAGAACGGAGAAAACAUAGGAAUCUACCAGGUGACUACCCAUGUGGUGGAUCGAGAUUAGUCAGGCCCCAAAACAGGAAAGGAAUCGUACGAUCAGUCUGCAGAUUUUGCAGUUUUCCAUAUACCAUUUUGGGUCUGCUAUACCCCCCCGC
This is a messenger RNA of Drosophila obscura, 663 nucleotides long. RefSeq lists its product as uncharacterized. The transcript is spliced from 2 exons. Bases 21 to 572 code for a protein of 183 amino acids. The record is from RefSeq and is a predicted model, not a curated record. Lineage: Eukaryota; Metazoa; Arthropoda; Insecta; Diptera; Drosophilidae.